CUGUGGAAGAGAGGUGUAUUGUGCAAUACACCCGUAUUAGGGUUUGACAGGACAGAUAUGGAGCCGCUUGGAUGCUGUUUUGUCUCCUGUAUUCAUGUAUUCCCUUCUCCGUUUAUCCCGUCGAUGGCGUACUAAUUAUAGCCACCCCUUCAGGCGUCUAUAAUUUAUCCGGCCCAAUACACCCCAUUUCUUGACAGAUCUACCCUCACUCAUCCCCCUCUUCAUUUGUUCCAUGUGUUGCCGUACAAUGACGACCUGAGAACUGUGGAGAAGGUUUUGGUCUGGGUUUUGGGCGAUUUGAGUUUUGGGUGGCGAUUUCUGGUUAGGGUUUCACAAUCUCUACCAAAUCCCUUCCCCGAUCUGUGAAGGAUGGCAAGAUUAAACAGAACCCAAAUAAGAAGAAGAAGAAAUGAAAAGGCAGUCAUGGCGUUAUCCGCCUUUGUUAUUUCUACAUUGGCUGUGCUUCGCCUUUACUUGUUCAUCACCUCCACAAAACGACGUCCAUGUCCACACUUGUCUCCUAAUCCGAACUUUUACCAGACCCAAGUAGAUAACCUCAAUAGGCUUGUGAGGGGUAAUGAAAGUGAUUGCUACGAUCAGUUGAGGGUGAAUAGACAUACGUUCUUGAGAUUGUGCUUUCUAGUUCGAGGUGUUGGAUUAGGGGACUCACGCUACGUAUGUCUUGAGGAGAGGGUAGCCAUUUUCUUGUGGAUCAUUUCACACCAUACAAAGCAGAGGCGUACGAAAUAUGAGUUUUGGAGAUCGGGUGAAACAGUAAGCAGGCAUUUCAAUGCCGUGCUCCAAGCCAUCUUGCGGCUUUACAACAUGCUCCUAGAAAAGCCCGAGCCUAUUCCUCCUAACUACCACGACAGUAGAUGGAGUUGGUUUCAGAAUUGUCUUGGGGCUUUGGAUGGGACAUACGUGCCAGUUAAUCCCCCAGCAGUUGACAAGCCACGGUAUAGGUCAAGGAAGGGUGAGAUCUCUACUAAUGUCUUAGGUGUUUGUACUCGAGAUCAAAAAUUCUCCUAUGUAUUGUCUGGUUGGGAAGGCUCGGCCACAGACUCUAGAAUUCUUCACAAUGCCAUUACGAGACCCACUGGCCUUAAAGUCCCACAUGGACAUUACUACCUUGUGGAUGGUGGCUACACAAAUGGGGAUGGUUUUCUAGCACCGUAUCGCGGCCAACGAUAUCACAUUAACAUUUGGAGGCAAGGUGGCAUCCCGGCUACGAAAGAGGAGUACUUCAACAUGAAGCACUCCCAAGCUAGGAAUGUCAUUGAGAGAAGCUUUGGUGUUCUUAAGAUGCGAUUUGCAUUAUUGAAAUGUGCCUCCUAUUACCCCAUAAGGACUCAAUGUCGUAUUGUGACAGCUUGUUGCCUUGUCCAUAACCUCAUUAAGAGAGAGAUGCCGAACGAUCCUAUUGAGGCCGAGUAUACGCAAUGGGAACAAGACAACCUACAUAAUGUGGAGGUUGAUGACAACAUUGGUACUGUCGAGGCUUCUAAUGAAUGGACUGCGGGGAGGGAUGCAUUGGCUACCGCAAUGUUUAACAAUUGGUUAGGCAAUGGUGGGGGACUAGUGGGAAAUAUUUGAGACAUUUGUAUUAAUAAGUGAUUGAAGUACUUGUAAUAGAACUUAGUAA
Molecule: messenger RNA, 1642 nt
Organism: Rhododendron vialii
Lineage: Eukaryota; Viridiplantae; Streptophyta; Magnoliopsida; Ericales; Ericaceae
Product: protein ALP1-like
Exons: 4
Coding region: 370-1593 (407 amino acids)
Source: RefSeq, a predicted model, not a curated record